CCUUCCCAGCCGCCCUCUCCCCCCCUCUCCCGGUCGCCUCUAACGUCGCUGGUGACUCACGAAGACCUCCAUCGACGGCGGUGAAACUGGGGCCGACUUCUGGAGGGUUUGACUUGUUGGAUACAGCGCUGGCUCUUCCAAUCGCCGGGUGCUCUCUGCCACUCUGUCUUGCGGAGCCCUCACCGCGGAAACCAGUUGGUGCGCGUGGCCAUGGCGGUGGCGAAGGUCAAAUCGGUCGCCCUCUCCGUCAGUCACAAGUGCCGGAACAUCUUGGCCGCCGGUUGGGAAGCCCACCUCAACACUGUCAAGGCUGACAACAAGGGAAGCAAGAAUGAGAUUUACACGUCGAGGGUGCACUACAUGAUCCAUAAGGGCACGCCCUACUUGAUUGUCCCCGAGAACGACAUGCACAACAUUAACAUUAUAAUCGAUGAGCGGGGGUCUCUUGCAGUAUUCAGUCCGAUCCGUGGCCGAGUUGCGAGCUUAUUGAAGCCAUCGAAGACACCUCCUCGUGUUGCUAUGACUGGUGAUGUUCUGCGCCUGAAAGACUCAAAGGUUCCAAUUAUUGCCGAUAGCCUGAAGCAAACUAUUCUGAAGGAACAUGAAGCUGCUAGUAAAGCUAGUUAUGGAGUGUCAGCAAUACUGUCUUCGGCAGGUGCUACCUGCAGGUCCCGGAGUGAGGGCCUCCUUAGUCUACUCAGUGAGGAGAGCUCUUACAACAUCUUAAAAUUUGACAUAGGUUCCUGUGUCUACAUAGACUUCAAUGGGAGCAGCCAUAAUAUUGAAUUGGACAGCUUUGAAGCACCAAAAGCAGAUCUGCUAAUGCCAUUCUCUGCGAAGCUUGUGGAUGGUAUCAACCAAAAUGACUCUAGGAGGAGGGCACUGGUGAUGUUCUGUUUUGCGUAUUUUAAUGUGAUAGCAAGAAGCGCUGUCAUGCUUUCCAUUGACCACCAUGGUUUUGAUGUCCUCGCCAAAGUGCCUCAAGGAGACAUCCUUACUAAUCCACAAUACCACUGGAAGGAGUUCAGGUUCACAUUCAAGGAACCUGCCAAGGAUGCUGAGGACUUCUGCCGCAUGCUGGUUGGGUUAGAGGAAGAGGGUUUGCAGACCGUGAAGAGCUGUAGCGGUUACGGUUGACAACCCACUUGCAAGGUUCACAUUCAAGGAACCAGCCAAGGAUGCUGAGGACUCUGCCGCAUGCUGGUUCGAUUAGAGGGAUUUUGCAGCGCGUGAAGAGCUAUAGCGGUCUAGGUGACAGCUCACUUGCCACAAAACCAGUGAGAAACUAUAUAUCCGUUAUUUUGGAACUUUGAAAUAUGGUUUUAGAUUGCUAUGUUUUAUUCGAAGAUCUAUGGCUUCUCGAAUUUAAUAGAGUAGAUGAUGUUUGAACAUGGAGCCGUAAACUAUCAAUAUCUGUUUGAAUGGUAUUUAUAUAAAUAAUAAAACUGGUAACGGUG
This is a messenger RNA of Zea mays, 1457 nucleotides long. RefSeq lists its product as uncharacterized. The record is from RefSeq and is marked predicted. NCBI's taxonomy places the organism in Eukaryota, Viridiplantae, Streptophyta, Magnoliopsida, Poales, Poaceae.